This is a messenger RNA of Penicillium pulvis, 2403 nucleotides long. Its product is annotated as ZZ type zinc finger domain protein. The record is from RefSeq and is a predicted model, not a curated record. The transcript is spliced from 4 exons. NCBI's taxonomy places the organism in Eukaryota, Fungi, Ascomycota, Eurotiomycetes, Eurotiales, Aspergillaceae. The coding region runs from base 1 to 2403 and encodes 800 amino acids. Gene Ontology annotation, molecular function: zinc ion binding.
AUGGCCACCCCAGCUCUUCCAUCACAUCCAGGCCCGGAUCACCUCGUUACUGUCAAAGUGCUCUUCAAUGACAGUAAUCGGCGAUUCAAGCUUCCGUUGAGAGAUCUUCGGGCUCAAGUGUUCCCGCAGAAGCUCCGCACUUUGCUCGGCGUUCCGGCGGAUGUUAACGUCAUCCUUGAACGCUAUUCCGACAGCGCCGGUUGCUACAUUCACCUAGACAGCGACAACCAAGGGGUCUACAAACAACUUUACCGAGCAGGCAAAGCCAAAUCCAAGCUUCGCAUUAAGGCCAGCACCGUCGAUUCAUCAGUGCCUGCGCUUACGGAGACCUCGGCUGAACCCGUGAAUCAGAACCCUCCGAGACACAGCUACCUGGAAACUGUCUUAAGCUCCCCCAUCCCUGCUGGCUCCACUGAGACUCUUCCUACCGCUAUUCCUUCACCACCUGCUCCCAUUGACCCCACUGUUGCCUCCGGUGGGUCCCUACCGACUGCAGUGUACGGAAGGAAGGAACUUGCGAACACAAGCGAGCCUCAAUACCGCAACUUCGAGAUGGAGAACGACACACUUCGCUUCCCAGUUAUCUCUCACAACUCCCCUAGCGGGAUGUUCUGCAUUGAUUGCAACAACUGUGGUCGCUCGAUUGCCAAUGAACACUUCCACUGUGGUAUCUGCGAGAACGGCGAUUACGACCUGUGUCCCGCGUGUGUUGCGAACGGUGCUUUGUGCCGUGGAGAAGGCCACUGGCUUAUCAAACGCUCGGUCGAAAAUGGAAUCGUGACCAAUAGUACUACUGAAACCAUUCCCCCUCAUCAACCACAGGUCCAGGCGACCAAGCCGCUUGUCUCUCGGCCAGCACAGAAGCCAAUCACCGAGACAGUAGCGCCAGCUCCUGCCCCAGUCUCUACGCCUGCUUCUGUUUCUCGUAAGGAGGUGAUCCCUCAAGAGGAGAAGCCCAUGUGCAACGGAUGUUGUCGUGAGACUGAUGAGAGUAACCUGGUGCGUUGCAGUCAAUGCGAAGAUUACGAUCUGUGCCUCCGUUGCCUCCUAAGGAACAAGCAUGGUCACCAUCCUGCUCAUUCAUUCUCGCUUGGGUCGGAUCGCAACUUCUGUUUGAAGAACUUGAUCUUGUCUCGCUGCCUUCCUGGUCGUCAGUUCCAGCAUGCAGCUAUCUGUGAUGGCUGUGAGAAGAACAUUGUUGGCACCCGCCACAAGUGUCUCGAUUGCCCUGAUUGGGACUACUGUCCGGAGUGUAUCGUGAAUGCUUCCCAGAGCCAUCCCAGGCACCGAUUUGCCCCGGUGUAUGAGGCCCUUGCCGAGCAACAGUCUCAUGAUUGGGAGAUCCAUUACGGCAUCUUCUGUGAUGGACCUCUAUGCAAAGACAAGCCUGCCCAGAGCUAUAUCAAUGGUAUUCGCUACAAGUGUGCCGUCUGCGACGACAUUGAUUUCUGCGCCAACUGCGAGGCUCUUCCAACCCAUACCCAUAACCGAACCCACCCAUUGGUGAAGUUCAGGACUCCUGUUCGCACUGUGACCGUAAGUACUGUCACUGACGACCUUACCUUGGGUGAUCAAACUGCUGCUCCUGUGUACUCCCCUGUCCAGUCUUCAGUCUCCAACUGUACCGCCGAGACUUCCGAAGAGAAGGAGCCUGUUGUGGAGCAGGCGCCUGUGGAGGUUGAUGCGACCAAACCUGAGGCCCCCUGCUCCGCCGAAUUGGCUGACUUCCAGGCGUAUUUCAUGCGCGAUACUAUCGCUGAUGGCACCAAGUUGCCUCCCGACACAUGCUUCCGUCAGACAUGGACCCUUUACAACCCCGGACCCAACGCUUGGCCGGUGGGUAGCGACGUUCGCUUCUCUGGUGGAGAUGCCAUGUUCAACGUCGACUCGGAUCACCCCUCAGAUGUCGAAUCCAUCCACUUGGCAAUGAAGAGCAACAGUCUGACUACUCCUGUGGAGCCUGGCAGUACAGCCGACUUUACUGUGAACCUCCGAAGCUCCCAGCGUGAAGGCACUGCCAUCUCGUACUGGCGUCUCAAGCUGCCCAACGGUGCUCCCAUUGGCCACCGUCUCUGGUGCGAUAUUCAAGUCCAGGCAACUGCUGAACCUUUCAUGGCUGAGUCCGUGGAAUCCCACACCAAUGACACCGAGGUCACUGGUAGCCGUAUGAUCUUUCCCAAGUUGGAGAAAGAGUCUCCUGAAACCAGCACUCAUGAGGCUGUAACUGCCGUCCGCCCUCCGCCCACUGUUUCGACGGCUUCGGAAGGAGAUAUUCUCGAGGAUGUCGAGAGCCUCACCCUUGACGAAAAUGAUACUGACGCCGGUUUCCUGACCGACGAGGAGUACGAUGUUCUCGAUGCUAGCGACCAGGAGUUCCUGGAGGCGAAGCAGUCCAUGCGGUAG